Messenger RNA from Camarhynchus parvulus, 2631 nucleotides. It is a transcript of the gene SOCS7, whose product is annotated as suppressor of cytokine signaling 7. Gene Ontology annotation, cellular component: phosphatidylinositol 3-kinase complex. Gene Ontology annotation, biological process: phosphatidylinositol phosphate biosynthetic process; intracellular signal transduction. The record is from RefSeq and is a predicted model, not a curated record. Lineage: Eukaryota; Metazoa; Chordata; Aves; Passeriformes; Thraupidae. Gene Ontology annotation, molecular function: 1-phosphatidylinositol-3-kinase regulator activity.
GGUACCCGGUCCCCGGUCCCCGCGGGCCAUGCGGCGGCCGUAGCCAUGCAGCGCGACGGGGAUGCGGCGGCGGCCGCCGCGGCCUCGUACCGGGUGCUCAGCCGGCUGCUGGGCUAUGGCACCGGGCCGGAGGCGGGCGCGGCGGGCGGCGCCGCGGCGGCGGGCUGGGGAGCGGCGGCGCAGAGCGGGCUGGAGCUGCAGCUGGCGGCGCUGGGGCUGCGCCCCGGGGCUGGGGGCCAAGGGGGCGGCGGGCGCGGCGGGCACCCCCUGCCCGUGCCUCGGGCCGCCCGCCGGCGAGGAAACCAGCGAUGCGCUGCUGGUGCUCGAGGCGCUGGAGCCCGACGAGGGCGGCAGCGGCCCGAGGACGAGCCGGGGUCCCCCGGGCGCGGGGCCGCCCGUGCCGGCGGCAGAGCGGCAGCCCCGGGCCCUGCACAGCCGCCCGCGGGCACCGGCACCGGCACCGGCCCCGGCGGCAGGAAGGGCUCGCUCCGCAUCCGCCUCAGCCGCCUCUUCCGCACCAAGAGCUGCAGCGGCGGCUCGGCCGCCGGGGACGCCGCCAGCGCCGCCGCCUCGGCCGGGAGCCUCACGGAUGUGUGCGGGGCCCGCGGCCGGGAGCAGGAGCCGGGCAGGAAACACAGACUGACAAGAACCCAAAGUGCCUUUUCCCCGGUUGUGUUCAGCCCCCUCUUCACAGGUGAGACGGUGUCACUGGUGGACGUGGACAUUUCCCAGCGAGGGCUCAGCUCCCCUCACCCUCCCACGCCUCCGCCGCCGCCCCGCCGGAGCCUCAGCCUGCUCGAUGAUAUCAGUGGGACGCUGCCUCCGGCUGUGCUUGUGGGGCCCAUGGGCUCCUCCCUGCAAUCCUUCCCUCUGCCUCCGCCUCCUCCGCCCCACGCCCCAGACGCCUUUCCCCGGAUCGUGCCCCUGCGUCCCCCCGAGGCCCCGGGCCAGCCGCCCCCCCCGCACCUGCAGUGUCCCCUGGCCCGGCCCGACCCCAGCAGCUUCGCCGCCAGCCUGAGGGAGCUGGAGAAGUGCGGCUGGUACUGGGGCCCCAUGAACUGGGAGGACGCCGAGAUGAAGCUGAAGGGGAAACCGGACGGGUCCUUCCUGGUGCGGGACAGCUCCGACCCCCGCUACAUCCUGAGCCUGAGCUUCCGCUCGCAGGGCAUCACGCACCACACGCGCAUGGAGCACUACCGAGGGACCUUCAGCCUGUGGUGCCACCCCAAGUUCGAGGACCGCUGCCAGUCCGUGGUGGAGUUCAUCAAGAGGGCGAUCAUGCACUCCAAAAAUGGGAAAUUCCUCUACUUCCUGCGCUCCCGGGUCCCAGGUCUCCCUCCGACGCCCGUCCAGCUCCUGUAUCCCGUCUCCAGGUUCAGCAACGUCAAAUCCCUGCAGCACCUUUGCCGCUUCCGGAUCCGGCAGCUGGUCCGGAUCGACCACAUUCCCGAGCUCCCGCUGCCCAAGCCCCUGAUCUCCUACAUCCGCAAGUUCUACUACUACGACCCACAGGAGGAGCAGUACCUGUCCCUCAAGGAGGCGCAGCUCAUCUCCCGACAGAAGCAGGAGCCCGAAUCCGAAUCCUCCACGUAGCGGAGCCGGAGCCGCCCCGGCGCUGACGGAAUUCGGAUGUUGCCCUCCUGCCGUGGUGGGGAGGAGGCCGAGCUCCUGCUGCUGCUGCUCCCGCUCUUUUCCUGGAGGAGAGGGCCCAGCAUUCCCAGGAAACCCAGCAGAGCAGGGUCCGGAGCCCCGGCUCCUGGGCAGAGGAAUCCUGGGGGAGCCAGCCCGGCCCCGCGGGACCCCCGCGGAACCAAGAAUGUCACGGCACUGUUCCCGAGUUUUCCCGGAAGCUUUCGGUUUGGAUGUCUCUGGAUUUUUUUUUUUUUUUUUGUGGAUUUUCAGCAUGAGGAAAAACUGGAUUUUCUGAUCCUGCUGGAUUUUCUGAUCCCACCUUGGGAAUUUCCAGGUGGGAGAGAGGGAGGGGAAAAGGGGGAAUUCUCUGGGAAGAUCCAUCUGCUCCCGGGCGUCGUGGCAAGGCUUUGAUCCUCUCCGGAGAGCUGCAAACGGAGCCAGGGGGAUGGAAGAACCCCUGGGAAUAAGCAAAGUGUGGAGCUCUGAGCAGCUCCACAGCUCCUCUGCUUCCCAGGAUUUGGGAAAAGAGAUCCAAACCCUCCAGGAGCGGCAGGAGCGUCCUGGGAAGAGCUUGGGGCCGUGCAAGAAGGAAGGAAGGAAGGAAGGAGGGAUGCGGUGGAUCCAAAGGGAGCGCUGCUGGAAGGUUCCCCUGGAUCCUGCGGGGAUCCCAGGCUCGGGAUGGGCUCUCCCAGCCUGUCCUGGUGCAUUCCAGAGGCUGGGAACGGAGCGAUUCCCUUCGGAGGAUCCUCCUGGAGCAGCUCCCUCCCCUCCCUGGGACAUCAGGAACAGCAAAUCCAGGAGAGUUUUGGCUCUUUCCCUGAUUUUGGGCACAAUUCCCUCCCUCGCCCCUUGGGAUCCCGGGCUGCUGCUCCGUCCCCUGAGCAGGAAUUCCAGGGGGGAACUUCCAGCUGGGAAAUGUGGAGAAUGCUUCCCUGCUGUGCUUCAAGGAGCAGCGUUCCAGUGCUCUGCAUCCAAGGCAUUGCCCCAUCCUGCUGGAUC